This is a messenger RNA of Pecten maximus, 8638 nucleotides long. Its product is annotated as myotubularin-related protein 13-like. Lineage: Eukaryota; Metazoa; Mollusca; Bivalvia; Pectinida; Pectinidae. The coding region runs from base 52 to 6147 and encodes 2031 amino acids. The record is from RefSeq and is a predicted model, not a curated record. The transcript is spliced from 41 exons.
CUGUGUAAUGGAAUCGGGAAGCCACGAAGCGAUUUCCCGGUACUUAGUGCGAUGUCUCGCUUGGCCGACUACUUUGUCGUGGUAGGAUAUGACCAUGAGAAAGAAAGAGGCGGCACCAGCUGUGGAAAAAUAAUCCAGAGAUUUCCGGACACAGACUGGGAACACUGUCCAUUUACACAAGGGAUAGAACUGUUUUGUCGGCCAGUAGGAUGGACGCUGUCAAGCCGCCGGGAGCCGCCAGAAUUUUUCGUGGCAGUGUUGACGGACAUCGAUGCAGAUCGGCACUACUGCACAUGUCUCACAUUCAGCGAGACCAUUGCUAUCACCAGCACCAAGGGAGAUGACCCUGAUGGAGACGAGCCUUCGGGAAUCCAUAGCUCUCUCAUGUUCUCCCCGAAGUCCCUCGUCCUUGUCUCGCGGCUCGACUACUUUGAUGUGUUCAGGAACUGCCUAGGAAUCAUAUACUCCACGUAUGUUGACAAACUUGACUACCAGUUGGAGUCUCUGGUGGGCAAUAUACUAGGCUGUAUUCAAGUACCUCCUAUAGGUGGGCCCCAGGUACGGUUCUCAAUUGGCGCUGGUGAUCGCCAAGCACUACAACCCCCACUCAGCUCCAGCCUCCCUGUUUCUGGUUACACUGUGGCCCUCCUCUUCAAACAGCUAGGUAUUCAGAAUACCUUGGUGCUUUUCUGUGCAGCAUUGACGGACCACAAGAUUUUGUUUCACUCACAAAGUAACUCUCGUCUGACAGAUGCCUGUCGGGGCCUCACUGUUCUGUUUUAUCCCUUCAAGUACAGCUAUGUAUAUAUUCCUAUCCUACCUGCACCAUUGAUAGAAGUGCUCAACACUCCAACCCCAUUCCUGGCUGGUAUCCAUUCCUCACUUAUGGAUGAGGCCUCUGAUCUCUUAGAUGUUAUCGUUGUUGACUUAGACGGAGGAAGUAUAUUUAUUCCUGAAUGUGUAAACCUUCCCAUGAUUCCUGAACCAAUUCUCACACGGACAAAGACAUGCCUGAAGAUGGUAUUGAACCCUGACCUCAUCAUUGCUGACCAUGCAUUUCCCGCCCCGUCUCCUAAGAAACCAGCCUCAUUGGAACAGAAGGACAAAGAAAUCCGUGCCAUAUUUAUUCGUAUGUUUGCUGAAGUUUUUGCUGGAUACAGAACAUGUCUCACGCUGAUUCGUAUUCAUCCUGAACCCUUCAUCACUUUUCAUAAGGCAAACUUCCUUGGUCACAAAGGAAUGGUAGAAGAUGAUUUCCUCAUACGUGUGCUGGAUGCAAUGGCCUUCGGAGGAUUUGUGGCAGAACGCGGACCACCGUAUCGAGUCUGUGACAUAUUUGAUGAGGUGUAUGCCGUUCUGCAGGAACAGCUGAAGGACGAGGUAAACAACCCUGAAAAAACCAUGAGUAACAUCAAGGAGAUCGCCAAACAGCUACAUACAAUUGAAUGUCCCAAUCCACAGCCUUAUGUACAGAAGGUACCCAAACCAACAGAGGGGGCAUACUCACGUAUUCAUCAGCCUCCCUUCCCCUACCUCGACUGGCAACAUGUACAGAAGAUAAUAGACGAGGGGGUGCACAAACAACCAGUCAAGACCAAGUUCAAUAACCUUCGACCCCCACAGCUGAGAAUUGUGCCAAUUGGUCCAACCAUAACACUCAUCACAGACAGAUUAAGAAUUGUCGACAACAACGCUCGUCGUCUGGAAGUUCUACGCAAUUGUGUCACCUUCAUCUUUGAGAACAAAAUCACAGAUGCAAGAAUUAUUUUCCCGGCAGUACUGCGAGCCCUGAAGAGUCGGGUGGCACGUCUUAGUUUAACACAGGAACUGAGUUAUCAUAUACGCAGCAACAGGGCCAUGCUGGAACAUCAACAGUUUGACCUAGUCGUAAAACUCCUCAACUGUGCACUACAGAAUGACUCCAGUAUGGACGAGAACGGAAUAGCAGCAGCCAUCCUUCCACUGGCCACAUCCUUUUGUCGAAAACUGUGUACUGGAGUGAUCCAGUUUGCCUACACCCUGGUACAGGAACACCCAGUGUGGUCCAAUCAGCAGUUCUGGGAAGCCUCCUUCUACCAGGACGUCCAGAAACAGAUCAAACAGCUAUACCUACCGCAGUAUGAGGAGCACAUGAUAAUGGAGAAAAAACGGGACAGCUCCUACAGUCCUCCGCAGUACAGGAAUGAAGAUGAGCUGCAUGUGCCCUCAUAUCGUGGCUCCUCUACGACACCAGAUGCACAGCGACGGCUGUCAGGCUUCAAACCCAGACAGAUUGGGGCACUGGAAAUAGCUGCUGAACAGUUAAGAGUAUGGCCGACCCUGAGCCAGGAGCAGCAGCUGGAGAUGAUGAAUAACGAGGAAUCCACUGUGUACAGUCAGGCCAUCCACUACAGUAACAGGAUGGUGUAUAUGAGGGUUCCCCUGGAGACGACCAAACCUAUCAAAACCAUCUCACCUCACGACUGGGAGAGCAAUAGUAACAGUAACAUUACUGCCAGUCUGGCUGAGAGCGAUAGUAUUGAUGCGGAGAGUGGAUUUGAUGAGACGGAGAUCUCUGACGUUGGAGCCACAGUGGUGCGGUUUGUGACGAGGUUCGUGGACAAAGUGUGCAACGACAGUGGAGUAACGCAAGACCACAUCAAGGCUCUACAUCAAAUGGUUCCAGGUGUGGUUGCCAUGCAUAUAGAAACACUGGAGGCCGUCCACAGGGAGAGCAAGAGGCUACCGCCAAUACAGAAGCCCAAGAUCCUGAAGCCGACCCUCCUGUCAGGAGAAGAGGUGGUGAUGGACGGUCUGAGAGUUUACCUCCUCCCUGAUGGUCGAGAGGAGGGUAUGGGCAGCAACAUGGGAGGUCCCAGUCUACUGCCAGCUGAGGGGGCCAUCUUCCUCACCAAUUACAGAAUCAUCUUCAAGGGAAUCCCUUGUGAUCCUCUAGCGUGCGAACAGGUGGUGGUACGGUAUUUCCCGGUGUCCACCCUCACCAAGGAGAAACAGAUCAAGCUUCAGUAUACUCCGCAUAUAGACCAACUCCCGAAGGACGGCAUACAGCUGAGGUCGAAUAUAUUCCAGCUAAUGAAGAUCGCGUUUGACGAGGAGGUGAAUCCGGAGGAUGUUGAUGCUUUCAGAAAGCUCUCCAACAAAUACCGCAACCCAAACAAUGUGUUCAACACUUUCGCCUUCUCUGGUCAGACAUUACUUCAGCCUACACCUCUUCACAAACACAAAGAGAAAAAUGCUUCUCUCAAACAUUUCGCUAAAAAAACAUUAAUAAAAACGGCUCGGAAGGCUGGGAUCAAAAGUAAACCAUCAGGACGGAAACCGAACAAAUAUGUGCUUCCAACUCCUCCUCAGCAACGACGAAGCAUAGCGUCACGGUCAUCUACAGCGGGGUCGGACAGUGAAUCUGACCGUCCAAUCAGCGAGCUCUAUGAUGACCUCUCAAUAAUAGACGAGGCAGAUUUCCCCCAGAGUUUGACUGCUGACCCCAAAUUUCUCGAAAAACUGAUGACAAGACCUGGGUAUAAUGAUUACAAACGUCUAGGCUUUGGGGACCUGAUGGGUGGUACUCAGACGCUGAGAACGAGAACAGACUUGUUCAGAAUCAGUACUGUCAAUGCAAAUUACUCAGUGUGUCGCAGCUAUCCCGCUCUCCUUGUUGUGCCAGCAGCAGUGACAGAUAACAGUAUACGCAAGUUUGCCCGCACCCACAGACAAUCAAGAUUCCCUGUGAUAACCUGGCGCCACCAGAGAACCAAGGCCCUGUUAUUACGGGCGAGUGGUUUUCACAGCCGUGGACUGAUGGGCAUGCUCAAGCCAGAAAGUGGUUCAGGUGCAUCUGGAGGAGAACCAUCAUCCAGUCUUCAGCAGGAACGAUACUUCUCCGCCAUUGUAGGGGCCACACCCAACAGUGGGCGUGUCUACCACCCCUCGUGUAGCGACUCCCUCACCAGUCUGGAUUCUCUGAUGAUGGUGGAACAGCCAAUCACAUUGCCCGAUACACCAGAUAUGCUGAGACGGGCCUACAAAACUGGCAGUGUCCGGAGUAUGGUGAAACCAAAGACAACGUUCCUCACCUUGCCUCGGCGGUCACGGUCACGAGCUGGUUACUGGCAAACUUUCGGCAGAAUCGGCAGCAUUAAGGAUAAGUCACGGAUGAGCGGCACUGCGAGCCUCGACUCAUCUGCCGCUCGUAUUAACGGAGCACUCAGCGAUGGUAACUAUGGCGACCGCAGCCACGGAGAUCUCAUCAACAACUCUGUGCAGGGUCUUAAGCGGGUGGCUCUGUAUGUCCUAGGGGAGAAGGCUCAAAUGAAGGGUAUAAAAAUGGAAUCUUUCCCGAAGUGUGACUUUAUACCUGUGGAUUUCUAUGAAGUGCGUCACGUCAAGGCUAGCUUUAAAAAGUUGAUGAGGGCUUGUGUACCUAGUGCCCCGCCAACACAGGAGAACACGUUUUAUAAGGCAGUGGAGGAGUGCGAGUGGCUUUUACAGAUUCAGAACAUCCUGCAGCUUGCUGGUGCCACGGUUGACCUAUUAGAUGUACAGGGGUCAUCUGUGAUGAUGUGUUUGGAGGACGGCUGGGAUUUUACAACGCAAGUAGUGUCUGUAGCACAAAUUCUCCUUGACCCAUACUACCGCACUAUCGAAGGCUUCCGUGCCCUUGUGGAGAAAGAAUGGUUGUCUUUUGGACACAGGUUCACGCAUCGCAGUAACCAAACAGCAGCUAACCAAGCCAGCGGUUUCGCUCCACUCUUCUUGCAGUUCCUCGAUGUAGUUCAUCAGGUUAUGAACCAGUUCCCUCUGUCGUUUGAAUAUAAUGAGUUUUACCUGCGUUUCCUGGCCUACCACUACGUAGCUAGUCGCUUCAGAAGCUUCAUGUUGGAUAACGAGUAUGAGCGUAUGGAGGCCGGCUGGCUGUGUGAGGAGAGGAAGACGCCCAAGAUUGAUGACACAGAUGUAGAGGGUGGGUUUGCCUAUCGUCAUCAACACCAGCCCAGUCUAGGAAUGUCGGUCUGGGACUACAUCGACAAACAUCACCGCAAGUCGGCCAUCUUCUGGAACUUCUACUACAGCCCACAUGACCAGGAGGUGGUACUGCGACCAUACUCUAACAUGUCAAACCUGCGUGUGUGGGAGUAUUAUCUCACUGAGGACUUGGCCCACGGGCCUCCGUACGAAGUCGAGGUUGCACAGCGAGAAAUACAGCUGAACGAGGAGGAGGCUGCGGAGAGCUCGGGUCAGAGGUCACGUAAGGUUGUCAAUGGUUGCUAUGACAACAUACGAAUACAACAGCCUGAUUGUUUUACAUGGCAGCUACAGGAGAUGUAUAAGAUAGAGAGUGAUUUGGGCCUGCUACCACAGAAGUGGAAGACGAUCUGGGACAAAAUAGAACGUCCCAACCGAGAGACCAUCCACAGGAACGCCUCAUUCAACACUCAAAUGGUGCGAUCCCACGGCCGCUCAAUCCACAAGCGAUCCACUCUGGAGAUCCUCGUCAAGGGCAAGAUGCUUGGCGAGGCGGCCAAGAUGUUCAGCCAGCCCCACAGAUUUGAGAAGUACACCUACACAACACCUGUGUACUGUGACUAUUGUUCUCAGGUCCUGUGGGGGCUUCUCAAGACAGGCAUGCAUUGCGCAGACUGUGGAUACAACUGUCAUGAGAAGUGUGUCAACAAUGUACCAAAAAACUGUACGAAACUCAAGAUCGUCGCCGAUAGCAACAGCAGCUCGAAUGUGUCUCGGGCAGGAGGCUCAGAGUCCGGGUCCGUCACAGGGGUGGCAACGGUAGCCAGCAGUUCCCCUGGAUAUGAACAGAUGUCGUCAGGCAGUGGGGAACAACAGACGUUUGAAGGAUACUUAUUCAAACGAGGCGCGCUGCUUAAGGGGUGGAAACAGCGCUGGUUUGUCCUCGACUCGACCAAACAUCAGCUGAGGUACUAUGACGCUAUGGAAGAUUCUAGUUGUAAAGGAUUCAUCGACUUGCUGGAUAUUGUGUCAAUACAACCUAUCAAAAACGUUCAGGGGGCACCGAAGAGAUCUGACGAAAAUGCUUUCUUUGAGUUGAAGACAGUUCGCCGGGUGUACAACUUUCUGGCGUUCGACGCUAAGACUGCCCAGGAGUGGAUCGACCGGAUACAUAGCUUUAUAUGAGGGCUUGCUUAGAAUCCUGUCACAUCAUUGCCUAUCAGUCCUGUUCACUUGAAUCGAUGGAAAAACAGUUCUGAACUAGUAUUUACGAAUACGUCAUAAUAAACUACUGAAAGUGUAACUUUAUAUGGCUUGUGAAAAUGAUCGGAGAUCUUCAAUCAUGUGUUCAGAUUUAAAGCUAGCAUGUUUUUCGGUGUUGUGAAGGUCACAGGAUGUACCACGACAGUCGGAUAGUCAAGUAUUUGGCGUAGUGUUGUGACGGUCUUGCGAUGUACCACUGAGGUCAGACAGAAUAUGUGUUGCAUAGUGUUGUGAUGGACCUAGGGAAUAACUGGUCACAAAACUUGGUUGUGAGGGAUGAUGAAAGUAUAAAUGACCUUGCUAGAGGUCAAACUGACCACAGACAGACUGACCACUACAACAUGUAACCUCACAGCAGAUACACAUUACAAGCAAUUUGUUGACAUGUCAAUAGAAUAUGACUACUCUUAAAUGUUUUUCACGUAACUUUUUAUCGUUGAUGUCUCAUGUAUUUUCAUUCAUUGGAAAGGUUCUUUUGCAAUUCUGAAAUUACAGAUUUAAGCAAAUUUUAGAUGAUUUUAAAAAUAAGUUUAAGAUUUUAUCUGGAUUUCCAUUAAAUAAAAAAAAAACAAUCAUUCUGAAACUAUAAAUUCAAGCAAGUUUUAAAUAGAUUUUUUACUUUUAUCUUGAUUGGCAUUGAAGAGAAACCAUAAAUUCAAGCAAAUUUUAAAUAAAUUUUAAAAUUCUACCUUGACUCACAUUGAAGAGAAAUUGCAUGUGUUGCGCUGUGUAUCUUGCAGUGGUUCGCUGAUAAUGACAAUUGUAAAGAUAGAUGAUUGAUAAAUCUCACCUCAUAUAUUUUAUGUAAAAUGUAUGUAUGGGACAUGGUCCUGCAGACUAUUUGUGUGGGUGGGCGAUGUAGUGCAUGGAGGAUGAGUGCGAAACUAGGGCUGAUUAUAAUCUGUUUUUACAGGGGGAUCAACUGUUUAUAACUUGCACAACACCAUACUAUUUAUUUUACUUCAUACUUGAAUACUAUGACAUUAUUGUGUCAAUUUUAUGUAAUUAUAAUCAUAAGUAAUUAAUAACAUUUUUUCGCCAUGUAGUGUAAUAAAUUUAUGUAUAAAAAUGCAUAGGUUUGAUAUAGCAGUGUGAUUUGUUUUAAUCAUUUGUAAAAGAAACCAGUUUUAUUGUAGAUAUUGAUGUAAAUGUGUAUCAAUUAGGCCAUGAUUUUCUCACCUUUGUAAAUAGUCAUGGAGUUAUUUCCCUUUGUGUAGAGUUAUCUACCUUCCUCAGAGUUGUCUGUCCACUGUACAUAUAUGUAAUGUAUAUACUUCAACGUACUUGUACAGUCUUUAAUGCUAUGCUGCAGUAUAACUGGCAUUUUAUGUUCAAGACUGAUGCAACAAUAGUUUAAAACUUCUCGAUGUGUCUGUAUUAAAUUAUUCUAUUAUUCUAAUUUAAUUAUAUGUUUUGUAAAUCUUGAGGAGUCUAUUUGAAAUUAUUAUAUUUUAGUAUUUUAACUAAACACAAGUUUGUGAAGUUUAAAAAACAAAAGUUUCUAGGAAAUACUUUGAGUUCAUUGGAAAAAUCUACCUAUAUUUGAAUACCACUAAUAUAAUGUAAAUUUUAAAGGAGCAUUAUCUAUCUUUGGCAUAAUUUUUUUUUUUUUUUUAAUUUCUUUAAUUUAUUUUGUUGAACAAUUUUUCUGGUCAUGGAUUUUCAUCAUUUAAAGGAUAACUUUAACACUUACUGAUAACUUGGAUUGGUUCAACUUCCAACACCUUACACUAACCAAACUUUAACAAUGUUUUCAAUAUAAGUAUUGUUUUAAAUAAUAUGUCUUUUGUUUGAUACAUUUUAAUAACAUGGAACAUUUUACAUGGAUUUUAUAAAUGUCUUUAACAGGGUGUAAGGCACAUUGACUACUAUUGGUAUAUAUAGAACUAGUACACAGUAUUAACUUUCUUUUCUGUUGAGUUGUCAGUAACACAUGUAGACAUCAGAAACCCAUAAAAUUUACAUCUCUAGUCAUACAUAUCAUAGAUAGCUCAGAUUUCUGUUUUAUCAUAUAACAAGAAUCUAAAUGUACAGGAAAAAAAUUUCCAGAAUGAGGUGGAUAUUUCAUCAAAGACACAUUUGUAUUAAUAGACAUUUGAUUGAACAAUAUUUACAAAAUAAUAAAUGAUAGAAAUAUGGCUACUUUUUAUAAGAUAAAAUAUAAUUUUUUAUCUUGAAUUGUCAAUAGAAACACUUACAGGUUUCUUUACAAACAGGGUUGGAUGCUAAAGGGACGAUACAUAUGAUUAAGUGCUAAACCCCUUGAUGUAGGAUAUUAUGGAUUAAUUGUACGGGUGUUAGCUAAACCUGUAUUUAUUUGACCUCUGAAGGGGUCGCGGUGGCCGAGUGGUUAAGGUGUCCCGACACUUUAUCACUAGCCCUCCACCUCUGGGUUGCAAGUUCGAAACCUACA